Messenger RNA from Paramecium pentaurelia, 1947 nucleotides. The record is from the annotation of a GenBank genome assembly. NCBI's taxonomy places the organism in Eukaryota, Ciliophora, Oligohymenophorea, Peniculida, Parameciidae.
AUGCUAUCAAUUUCUCAAACAUAAAAAUCCUUAUAAGUGCAUUCUCAAUAGAAAUUACAUAGAUAAAACUUAUAUUCUAGAAACAGAACCCUUGAUAAUGUAGAAGCAAAUAAAUUAAGAGCUAAAUAUAUUAUACAUGAUAAGGAAAGUUUAUAUGAGGAAAUACAGAAAUUGAAAUAAGAGAACAAUCAAUUAAAGUUAACAUUGAGAUAAUUUCAAUCAUAAAUAUAAUAUUUUAAAAGAGAAGUCUAAUCAAUCUCGAAAGAUGAAGGAACUCCUACUAAAAGUUAUCCAAGAUUAAAAUAAGGUUAUUUAGAAAAAAUCACACGACUUGAAGUAUGUUAUUAUAUAUCAAUUAUAGGAAGAAAAUAUCAAAUUACAAUAAUAAUUGGCAGAAUAACAAUAAUAUAUUGGAUAACUAUAAAGUCCAUUAAAUAAAAACAAUGUUGAAAACUUAUGUAUGUCAUUGAGUGAGGAUAAUAUGAAAUUAGCUCAAAUGAUUUAAUAACAAGAAUAAUCAGUAAAUCAAGCUUAAGUAUUAAAAUAAAUUAAAUUUAGAGUCAAUACAAUAAGAUGAAUGUCAAAUAUAAUGCAAUAUUAAAUAAAUAUAAAUAAUUGAAAAAUCUUAAUGCUUAAUUACUUUUAGAAAUAGCAGAAUUAAAGAAAAAGGAUACUUUAUUUCUUGAAAGACCAUAAUAAAAAGACAAUAAAAAGGUUGAAGAAUAGUUAUAGUUAGAUUUUGAUUAAGCACUAGUAGAUCUAAGAAAUGAAAGGUAGAAAAUUAAAUACUUGGAAAAUAUGAUGUAGAAAAUGUAAGCUGAAAAUCAAGAAUAAAUAGAUAAUCUCGAAAAAAAAUUAUCUGAUUAAAAGAGAUAAUAUGAAACAUUAUAAAGAGAAUAUGAUUUAGAAAAAAUCUAAAAGUAUUAAUCUAAAAGAACAAUACUAAUAAAGAAUAAUGGACCUUAAUAACCAGAAGAAUAAGUUUAAUAAUAAGAGGAAAAUGAAUUAUAAAAGAAGAAGAUAAUCAAUGUUGAAAAAAAUUAGAUUUUAACUAUAGCUAGAUAAGUUAAAUUAAAUCUAAUUGGAUUAAAGAUCUCUUUAUAAUAAGUUGAAUAAUAUCUCUUAACUCAUGAUACUUUAACUUAACAUUAACUCAAAUAAAAUUUAUCCAAUAGAAUUUUCGGUCUCUAAUUUCUUGAAUAAAUUGAAAUGGCUGCUAUCUAUUUAGCUGAUGUUGAAAAUGAAAAUGAAACUACUACUAGUGCACGAGUUAGAAGUAUUUUUAAAACUCUAAUGGAAAACUAUUAAAUAUUGACAUCAUAAUAAUUAAAUAAUAUCAAUUAAUAAAUUAUGAAGAAGAAAAAUGAAAUUUCUGAUAUUCUAAUCAAGAAAUAUCCAGAAACAUAUACAAAUGGAUAUAUUAAUAUUGAUGUAAAAUGUUUAAAAUAUUAUUAGAUUUAUUUAGAAGUCUUAUAAUAAGUUGAAAUUACUUUAAGUAAAUUAGAAAUUGAUCAUUUCUAUGCUCUCAUAACUAAAUAAAAUAGACAACAAAGGAUUUUACUCUAAUAAAUUCAUUCUCCUUUUGAUAUCAAUUAAAAUGAAUAAGAAGAUGAUCAAGAUGAAUAAUUAUAAAUAAAUGAUAUCAAUCAUGAUAUUUCAAAAAAUGAUCAAUAAUCUUAAAAUAAAAUUAUUACUAUUCAUAACAGAUAAGAAUCAGAAUUAAUUAAUUUAAUUGAGGAUGAAGAUGAAAUUGAUAAUAAAAAUAGUUUAAUGAAAAAUAAGGAAGAUGAUAAAGAUUAAAAGUAAGAACUAUCUAAUGGUGAAGAACAAUUACCAGAUGACGAUAAAAACCCUUUCUAAGAUGUCCAAAAUGAAGAUCCAGAUUUGAAAAUGAUUGAUUCGUAAGAUUUAAGAAAAUAAAGUUAACCUGAUUUAUAAUAAUUUUGA